AUGACAAACGCGAUAAACCCCCUUUCCCUUCCUGUCAUCCUCGGUGAUCCUCCCAGUCUCCCCCAAACCCUAGCUCCAGUCACGGUGAACCAGCAAAACUACUCGCUCCCUUCUCUCUCUCACACUCUUGCUCGCCCUUCGCACCAUUUCACUAUCUCUGGGGACGGAAAUCUGUACAUCUCCCGCCUUCUCUCUCCACUCUAACACCGAAUUCCAAGUCUGUUCCUUUUCGUGUCUCUCCACUGCAUUCUGCACAGCCCUCUCUCUCUCUCCCUGCAAUUUCGCGCCUUUUUGCCACUCUGCUGUUUCGGAGUUUCGAUUUCGGUUUGGGGGGAACUCAACAAGUAGCCUGCAAGAUGAAGCUGGUGUGCAGUGCGGAUAGAAUCACCAACCUUCCUACUGAUGCAAUACAGCGGAUUUUUGUGUUCUUACCCAUCAAAGAUGCAGCCAAAACUAGUGUCUUGUCAAGAAAAUGAAGGCAGUACUGGAGAAAUACACCUUAUCUUGUUUUUUAUCAUGAUUAUACUCGAAAUCAUUCUUUACCUUUCUAAUAAAGGUGUCCAAGAUCUUAGCCUCGAGAUCUGUAUCGCCAACAGAGAGAGGCAUAAGAUGCAUAAUUCCCUAUUUUCUGCUCUUAGCCUGAAAUCCCUGACUCUUAGGGUGUGUGUAAUUACACCACCAACUUGAUUUGUGGGAUUUAGUAAGCUUACCCAUCUUAAAUUACUUUAUGUUACUUUGCCCUGCGAUUUUUUCGAGAAUUUCCUUCUGAAGUGCCCGAUGCUUGAGCAUUUGACGGUUGUGUAUUGUAAAGGUCUUGGUAAGGUUGAACUCACGGCUCCAUGUCUCAAAUACUUAGCAUUUGAUCAGCCUGUCCCGGAUAUCUGCUUCAAAUAUACCCCACUUCUGUCAUACGUCUCUCUAAGUUGGUGUGUAAGUCGCACACCUGGCAUGGUAGCUUUGUUUGCUUCUCUCCCGGCACUCCAGCAGUUCUAUGUUCACUAUGAAAUCCUGAGAUUCCUUGCUGCAGGUGUUGAUAAUGCCCCCGCCAGGCUUCCUACUCUUCACCUCUUAAAAGUUCUCGGCAUAACACAUCUGAUAAAAUCCUGGCCACAACGUGAUCAGCUCACAAAAAACAAAGAAAGCAGCAGCCUGUGGGGGUUGUUGGAAGCAGAUGACUGCCCUGGAUCUUCUGUUUGCCUUCAGCAUCUUACAGAGUUCAGAAUUUAUGAUGGUCAUUGUACACAAGUUGAGCUGGACCUGGUGAGGUUCAUCCUAGCUAAUGCCCCACUACUUAAGCGGGUCAUCAUAUCACUUGCACAUACAUUGUGCUCUGAAAAGGUUAUGAAAUUCAUCAAGGACAUGGCGAGAUGCAAGCGUGUGUCUAAAGAAGCAGAGGUCAUAUAUGCGUCGGAUGAUGAGGAUUGACACUCUGUAUAUGUGGAUGUCCCUCCCAGCAGCCAUUUUCCCAGGACAACUUCUCACUUUCACAACUUCGUGUGGUUUAUAUGUAUAUGAUUGCACGCGUCCUCUUAAGAUGAGUACAUCUGCUGCAUUUCCACUUUUGCUCGGAAUGUACAUACCUUCCUCUGUUGUUAUGCUUUUGCACUUGGCAGGAAGAAACUAUUAGGUAAAGGAUGUGAAGGAUACGAGGUAAUUGUUAACUGGUGCAUAGUCAAAGACAUAACCUAUGCAUCUUUUGAUACAUGCUUAUGGCUGCCUAGAAUCUUCACCUGCUGAUUACACUGUAAA
Molecule: messenger RNA, 1749 nt
Organism: Linum tenue
Lineage: Eukaryota; Viridiplantae; Streptophyta; Magnoliopsida; Malpighiales; Linaceae
Source: the annotation of a GenBank genome assembly